AUGUUCCUGCGCUGCUGCCUGCAAAGCCGAGGCAGCGACCGGGAUGGCCUCACGCCCCGGACGCGCCACUCCCAGUCGCGGUCGUCGCCCACAUACUCGCAGUACCAGCGCUACGUGCUCUCGACGCCGCCCGAACCGAGCGACGACGCCUUCCCCAACAAAUGGCUGCCCCGCUGCUUCCCGUGGCAAAAGCCACCCGACUUGGUCGUGACCGAGUCGCCCGUCGUCGUCCGGCGGCCGUCCAACCCUGGCAUCGAUCGGCGCGUCGGGACCCUCUAUCGGUACCAGUCGACGACCGGGUACUUUGACACGGACGAAGACGACGAGGGCCACGACGACGACCUGUACCAACUCGUGCGGCUGCACGUGCCGCCGGGCCCAAGCGGCCUCAUCCUCGUCGAGCCGGACUCGCCGUCGUCGUUUGUCGUGCCCACCGUAGCGGGCUUUGAGCCCGUUGGCGUCGACAGCCGCGGACGACCACGAUGCGGCGUGAUCGAGCUCAGCGGUGAAGUGCUGCCGGGCAGCAUCCUCGUGAGCGUGGACCGGCACUGCGUGCUCUCGGCGUCGCACGGCGACGUCUGCGACCUCUUGGCCCACUCGGAGGCAACGACGGCCGAGUUUCUCUUCCAGAGCAUUCACGUGCACGACCUUUAG
Molecule: messenger RNA, 654 nt
Organism: Saprolegnia diclina VS20
Lineage: Eukaryota; Oomycota; Saprolegniomycetes; Saprolegniales; Saprolegniaceae
Exons: 1
Coding region: 1-654 (217 amino acids)
Source: RefSeq, a predicted model, not a curated record